AUGUCGGAUGAUCCGCUCGAGCCAUCAUCAAAGUCUUCUCCGGUUAGCACUUUAUCAUCACCAACAAAGCAAUCGUCUCCACCACCCUCGUCAUUUGUCAUUAUACCAAAUCUAUCAUCCUUGGGAGGAGGCAUUGCUGGAUUGACGGGAGCGGCAUUAUUGUACCUGUAUCAAUGUGAACUGAUUUACCCAAGCUCUUUUCCUGAAGGCUCAAGAUUACAUGUGGCCAAACCCUCCGAUUAUGGCAUUGACCAUUUCACAGAAGAACGUCUAAAAACACGAGAUCAUAUCCGGCUGCACACCUACGUAAUGACUGUCAGCAAAGAUCCAGAGCAAAUCAAAGCAGCGCCAACAAUUCUUUAUUUCCAUGCUAAUGCAGGUAAUAUGGGUCAUAGACUUCCUAUUGCCAAAAUAUUUCAUGAACGGCAUCGCUGCAAUGUAGUCAUGCUUUCUUAUCGUGGCUAUGGGCACAGCGAAGGCAAACCAAACGAGAAAGGUUUACGAAUCGAUUCACAGACAUUGCUUGAAUAUGUCCGCACACACCCAUUGCUCAAAUAUACCCGGCUUAUUGCGUAUGGUCAAUCGAUUGGUGGUGCUGUAGCUAUUGAUUUAGUGGCACGUAAUGAGGAUGCAUUUGCUGGUCUCAUUGUAGAGAAUACAUUCUUGAGUGUGCCCAAAUUGAUCCCUCAUGUCUUGCCUGUGCUCCGCCAUUUUACUUUUCUUUGUCAUCAACAUUGGACAUCUGAAAACAGUGUACGACGUAUAACCAAGACGCCCGUGUUAUUCUUGUCAGGUGCAUGUGAUGAGCUUGUACCCCCGACGCAUAUGCGAAAAUUGCAUGAUCAAUGUGGCAGUCGGUGCGGCAAGGACUGGAAGCAAUUCCCUAAUGGGAUGCACAAUGACACAUGCAUGCAGCCAGGCUAUUUUACAGCUAUCGGCGAGUUUCUAACAAACCGUACCCUUGAUCGGACAUCUCCUCUCCCAGCUGUUGAUCAAGCAAGCACAUCCACCACUAAAAAGAAGAAAUAUGGAUUGCAAGGAAGGAGGAAAAGUACCAAUUGGUAG
This is a messenger RNA of Lichtheimia ornata, 1065 nucleotides long. RefSeq lists its product as uncharacterized. Bases 1 to 1065 code for a protein of 354 amino acids. Gene Ontology annotation, molecular function: palmitoyl-(protein) hydrolase activity. Gene Ontology annotation, cellular component: membrane. Lineage: Eukaryota; Fungi; Mucoromycota; Mucoromycetes; Mucorales; Lichtheimiaceae. The record is from RefSeq and is a predicted model, not a curated record. The transcript is spliced from 7 exons.